AUGUGUAAUGACAAAAAUAACCUUCUAAUCUCAGACCACUACCACCCAAUCCUCUCAGUCCUAUCCAAACCCAUUCGCUCUCUCAUCUCCUCACAUUUUUUCUUCACCACCCACUCCCUCCUCAACUCCGCCCAACACCUCCUCUACCUCUCCCUCCGCUCCUCGGACCACCACCACUCCACUUGGUUCGCCCUCUACCAAAACCCCAACCCCCUCAACGCUGCCGCUCGCCUCCUCGUCCCGAUCCCUCCCAUCUCUAUCCCCUCCGUCAGGGCCGCCUACGCCUUCGUCGGUUCUUCAAUCUAUGUCCUCGAUGAGUCCGUCGACGACACACUGUCCAAUAAUGUAUGGAUCCUCGACUACCGCUUACACACGUGGCGCUCCGGGCCGUCAAUGCUGGUGGCGUGUGAGUUUGCCGCGGCAGGGGUUGUGGACGGGAGAGUGUACGUGAUCGGCGAUUGCGUGACAAACUCGUGGACAGGUCGGAGUGUUAGGCCGAGGCUUUGGAUCGGAGUACGGGUUGCUAGGAGGCGAUGGCUAGUCCGGUGGAGGUUCGGGGGAAGUGGAUGA
Fragaria vesca subsp. vesca is the source of this 570-nucleotide messenger RNA. Its product is annotated as F-box/kelch-repeat protein SKIP6-like. Lineage: Eukaryota; Viridiplantae; Streptophyta; Magnoliopsida; Rosales; Rosaceae. Gene Ontology annotation, molecular function: protein binding. The coding region runs from base 1 to 570 and encodes 189 amino acids. The transcript has a single exon. The record is from RefSeq and is a predicted model, not a curated record.